AUGGAACGUUUCCAUCAUUUCAGUGUGAACACAAACACACGUCGCAAACACGUGUUUUGUGUUAAGUCAUAUUUCUCAUUCAUGUGCGUCUUUCUGUCCUUACUUUGCUCCACAUUUGCUUCAUCCGAGUGUGUUCAACGUGAGAAGAUCUCAAAUAACAGAAUUUUACACGUAUCGGAGAUAACACUUCAAAAGUCGCGUCAGCUUUGUGGUGUAUUACAUACGGAAGUGAGAGUAUUUGUACUUACAGAAGAUUCGCAGAAGAACAGCAAUGUCACAACUGUGCUUUUUUGUCCAUCCACUGAAGUGCCGGAAAUCACUGUCGCAUUUCAACGAAAACUCAUUAGCCUCAGUUUGAGUGAAAAUGAUGGAACAAUAACCGUCUCCCGUCUUCCAAGCAAUUCUGUCCAAAUCCAUGUCAACCCGAAAACCUCUCCAUUAACCGUCCUUCCACAAGUAUAUGUACAGCUGAUGAGACUUCCUAACAAACUCAACCUAGGAAGGAUGUAUGCGCAGUGUGGUGAUUCCCUGGAUUCAAUGGAAGAUUUUGAGCUACGAUUUCAAGAAAAAAAUAAGAAAGUUAUGCCCAAACUCACAGCGCCAAUCAAUUCACAACGUUUUGAACGUGAUACAUCCAGUGCCGAUAAGCCAAACAUCACCGACCAAGUGAUGUGUGGAGAAACUCAUAGCUGCUUCCGGUAUGGCAAAUCUUCAUGUAGACACAUGGAAUGUACAUACUUCGUUUCCUACCGCGUGGAUGAUAAUGUCAACCGGAGGACCAUCCAUCUUGAGAUCAGCGGCAAGGCACAGGGAUGGUUAGCUAUAGGUUUCUCCUCCGACAACAAAAUGGGCGGAGCUGAUAUAAUUGCAUGCGUUCGAAAGGAUGUGACCUCGUCAGAAUUCCGUGUAGGUGCUUUCAGUACUGCUUACUACCACGAUACCCCAACUGAGAAGGCGAGUUUUUCUAACUUGACACGGUACGAAGAGGUUGAUGGCUAUUUCUACUGCUAUAUCCAAGUUCCCUUUAAACAACGCCCAGGUAACUACGUGGAUCUAAGUAACGACUGGUAUCAGCUGUACGCAUGGGGGAACAUUUUUACAGGUGGGAAAAUGGAAAGACAUAUUCAUCCGCCUUUGACGUCGUUUACCCAAGUUAGUGUCUUGUACAAAAGAAAUGAGUUCGGGGCAGGAAAACAGAUAAAGGGAGACAACCUUCUCUGUUCACUGCUGCUGAUCCUACUUGUAAUUUUGAUGUGA
Molecule: messenger RNA, 1257 nt
Organism: Ylistrum balloti
Lineage: Eukaryota; Metazoa; Mollusca; Bivalvia; Pectinida; Pectinidae
Exons: 8
Coding region: 1-1257 (418 amino acids)
Biological process (GO): regulation of glutamate receptor signaling pathway
Source: RefSeq, a predicted model, not a curated record